CACUCGCCCCCUGUCGGAUCAGGGCCAGCCCAGCCGAUGCAUAAUAAUGACCGCGACCCCGCCGCUCCGAUCUGGCUGCAGAGAUGGGCUGCUCGAGCUACCGACUCGCAGUUCAAUGCCAUCGCAGGUGCCAUCGGUGGCUUCACCUCGGGCGUCGUGACCUGCCCGCUCGACGUCAUCAAGACCAAGCUGCAGGCACAGGGAGGCGUCGCACGAGCCGAAAGAGCCGGCAGCACCGCGAAGAUGUACAGUGGGCUCGUGGGCACCAGCCGUGUCAUCUGGCAGGAGGAGGGCAUCCGUGGCAUGUACCGUGGCCUGGGCCCGAUCGUGCUCGGCUAUCUCCCGACCUGGGCUGUGUGGUUCACCGUCUAUAAUGAAGCCAAAGUGGUGGUCAGCCGAUAUUGUGACAACGUCCACGUCAUCAACCUAUGGUGCUCCAUCAUUGCGGGCGGCUGUAGUACCAUCGCGACGAACCCCAUCUGGGUCAUCAAAACGCGGCUCAUGUCGCAGAGGCACAUGGGUGACAGGCCGGGCAGCUCGCCCGCGACCAAGACGGCAAGCUCGACCUCCUCUGCGCUCCAUUACCGGUCGACAAUCGACGCGGCCCGCAAGAUGUACUCGACAGAAGGGCUCGCCUCAUUCUACUCGGGCCUGUCGCCGGCCCUGCUAGGGCUCUCGCACGUGGCAGUCCAGUUCCCGACAUAUGAAUAUCUCAAGAUGACGUUUACCGGCCAGGGCAUGGGCGAGGCCCCGGCACCCGGCCAAGGAUCCCACUGGAUAGGCAUCCUCUCGGCGUCGGUGCUGUCCAAGAUGAUGGCCAGCAGCGCGACGUACCCCCACGAGGUGAUACGGACAAGGCUCCAGACGCAACGACGGCAACAGCUCCCGUCUGGUGGCGGAGGCGGACCGAAGUACAGGGGCAUCGCCAUGACGUUCCGGACGAUCCUGCGUGAGGAAGGAUGGCGGGCCUUCUAUGCCGGGCUGGGGACGAAUAUGACGCGAGCUGUCCCCGCGGCGACGGUGACGAUGUUGACGUACGAGUUUGUCAUGAAGCACCUCAACAUGGCGCGAGAUGCGGGGAGGGCCAUGAUACAGGAGGAGCCAAGGCUAUGA
Molecule: messenger RNA, 1113 nt
Organism: Geosmithia morbida
Lineage: Eukaryota; Fungi; Ascomycota; Sordariomycetes; Hypocreales; Bionectriaceae
Product: solute carrier family 25 (mitochondrial folate transporter), member 32
Exons: 2
Biological process (GO): pyrimidine nucleotide import into mitochondrion
Cellular component (GO): mitochondrion
Molecular function (GO): pyrimidine nucleotide transmembrane transporter activity
Source: RefSeq, a predicted model, not a curated record